Molecule: messenger RNA, 4712 nt
Organism: Toxotes jaculatrix (banded archerfish)
Lineage: Eukaryota; Metazoa; Chordata; Actinopteri; Toxotidae
Gene: kank1b
Product: KN motif and ankyrin repeat domains 1b
Exons: 11
Coding region: 1-3843 (1280 amino acids)
Biological process (GO): negative regulation of actin filament polymerization
Cellular component (GO): cytoplasm; cytoskeleton
Molecular function (GO): protein binding
Source: RefSeq, a predicted model, not a curated record
AUGGCUCAAGGCAGUUACAUCUUGAGGAAUGUGUCAGGUCCAAGCUCUGAAGUCUGUGUUCCUGACUACCUUGGGAUUGACUUCAGUUAUCAGUCGGACGUGGACAGCCUCCAAUUUGUGGACAAUUUCCAAAAGGGCACCACCAUUAAGCGGCUAAGCCUUAAGAGGAGGCCCAGAGUGGCCGUCAAUAAUGCAGAAAAAACACAGAGUGGUAUUUCAUCCGGCCAGUGGCAUUCUGCAGAAUCCUUGUCAUUAUCUAGCACCAAUGACUCAAGACUACUGGGCAUGUCUUCUACAACCAGAGGCCGACCACCUCUUCCUCCAUCGCAUGGUUCGUCCUUGGACAGCAAGGUCUCAAGGAAUGAAGGUUCAGCAGUGUCUCAGAUGCUUACUGAGUCAAAGCCCCAGCCUGCUGUAAGAUCUCAUGCUUUACAAAGACAAAGCCCCGUGGUGGAAAAAACCAUCAUGGACACCCACAAACACUUGGAGCAGGAGGCGACCAGUCAGCCUCCACCUCAGCCCCACCCUCGUCGACGACUGGCCAGCUUCGGAGGAGUAAGCUCUCCUGGGUCACUCUCCCCCUUCACUGGCCUGGGUGCAUAUAAUCAGAACAACAAUGGGAACAAGCCUACUGGCACAGGGAGUGACAUGCAUAUCCACCUGAGCUCGUCCCUGGGCAGUAGAGGCAGCACAGGGUGUCUGAGAUUAAGCCCACAGAGCUCUGGUAGAACCACUCCCGUUUCAAGUCUCGGCCCCAUGCACCUGCAGCACGUCCGUGACCAGAUGGUGGUAGCUCUGCAGAAGCUGAAGGAGCUGGAGGAGCAGGUGAAAAUUAUCCCUAUCCUCCAGGUAAAAAUCUCUGUCCUGCAGGAGGAAAAGAGGCAACUCGUCUGUCAGCUCAAGAACCAGAGUGACAAUGAGGACAUGAAUGACGUGAUCAGGAGGAGAGCUUAUAGUAUGGACAGAUCUGAUAUUGAGAACAAGGCGAAUACUGAGGAGGGACUGAAGAGCACAGUGCGGACUGACCCCACCGACCUCAGGGAGUUCAGGAAACUGGCUGAAGAGAUGCAGGCAUUGGAAAGAAACAUCAAGGGCGGGAAUUUGCAAGCAUGGCAUGGAAAAGGCCAUGACAAGGCUAUCAAGUCAGUAGCAGUUGGAAUUGAUAAAGGUACCAACAUGUCUAAACCUGCAAAAGAAGACAAAUAUGUGUACACUGAUCAGGUAGAGACAAGGUCCAUUGCAACAGAGGUGUCUGAAGUUCAUCUUGGAAUUUACACAGAACGGGAAGCAGAGCUUGAUGCCCAACAAGUAGUAAUUGGUGCCCUGAAGGAGAGAAUUUCUCAAUUAGAAGCAGAAUUGAAAGAAUCAGCCCUCCAGACAGAGAUGAGCCGCCUGAAGCUGGAGCUUCAGGCUGCGGGAGCAAGGAACCGAGCUGAUAAAGCGUCUCUUGCUAGGCCAUCCACUGUGAGCACAGGUACUGAAGCAAGGCCUCACACCACAAGCCAGGGUGUGGGUAAUCACACUGAUGUCCAGGAUACCAGCACUGGGGAGGCAACAGAGGUGAAGACUGUGGGAGUAUCUUGUUGUGGGCCUGAGCUGAAGGAUGUUUGCACAGGACCAGAUGUACCCAUGAGCCACUGGCAGGUCAGAGAGCUAGUCGAAACCAGGGAAAAGGGCGUAGGGAUUCAGGUUUUUACAAACACACAAGGAGUCGGGACGGAGAUAAAGUUAUGUGAUGCAGAAACCAACACAGAAAUACCAGUGGAGAGUCUGGGGUCUAAGAAGGCAAAGACUAAGUAUCAUUCAGUGGCUUGUGGGGACUGUUCUGUUGAUGUGAUCAUCUGUGAAUCAAAGGAACUGGUUUCUCAAGGUGUGGCCACAGAUGCAGUUAGAGGAGUUGAUCUGGGAAUCAUGGCAUCACCCCAGACAGCUUCACAGCGUACCAACACUGUAUCCAGCUCAGUGUCUCGCUUCACUAACACCAGACAUGCCUUCAACACAGACUCCAGCACUAACACUCUCCUCAGUACCCAAGACAAGCACACCAACACUGCUCAGACUGUUACUAGGACUGUGUCUGUCGGGAACAGGGUCAGGGACAUCAAAUUCAGCCCGGAGACCCGUACAAUUGGUGUAGGAACUGCAAAUCAGGUAGAAAAUGCCUUAAAACUAACACCAGGGACAGUCACCAAGGUAACCCGAGACACCGGGGUUGGGUUCACAAACAUUAAUGAGAAUUUCCUGGUUGGACUGAAAACUCGAAAUAUGGCCUCAGGACCGUCCCACUUACCUGACCCCAUCAAGACAAGAAGUAUCGGUGUAGGGGAGGGGAGGAUACGGGAUUUGUCAGUUUCAUCCAGUACACAUGGCCAAAGUCUGCAGCAGUCUACACAGUCCCAGUGGGACCCUGAGCUUAACCAUUAUAUAGAGAAGAUGCAGAAGCUCCUUGGGGAGCAUGGGGACCUGCUCACAGAGGACUGCACUGAGCAGUACAGCAGUCAAGGAAAUGACAGCUCCAAGCUGUCCUGCAAAACUAAAGCUGCCGCACAAGGUGGAGCGGAAGUCCAUCCUUUAGAUUCUCAUCCACCAGCUAGCAGAGAGUUUCAGUCUCCGUCUCAGAUUUCAGUCAACUCUUCUAAGUGUGACAGAGCAAACCCAGGAAUUUGCCACCAGAGUGGUACUGAAUCUGAGGUGAAAAGAAUGAUACAGAUGUUAGAACAACAGGCAUCCUCAGCUCUGCAAGAGAGGUCAGCCAAUUCUGGUGCACUGCGGUCUGUGAUGAAGAAGCAGAAUGGUGACCAAGGCUGCAGCAGCAACAGGAAGAGCAUGAAGUUUAUGAGGGUGGCCACAGGACUGGACCCCGUGCCAUCUGAGCUCUCUGGCAGUGAGAAGGUUAACUCUGAGGAAGUGGAAAAGAGAGUAAACAGAAAGUUCAGAGAAGCUCCUCAAGAUGGAACGCAAGCAAGAAAGGGCAGAGGUGGCUCCAACAAGGGAUCGAAAGGGUCUGCAAAAUCGCACAACCAGCAGAGGUGUAAGUUAAGUGAAAAGAUUUUUUCUUCUUGUCAAGCCUUAAAGAUCCACCUGAGUGAUGACGCAGCUUUAUCCAGCAGGGAAUUGCACGACUGUCUACAAACUCUACAGCAAGAGUGGUUCUCUGUGUCCAGCCACAAGUCAGCUGCUCCUGCCACUGUGGACGACUACUUGUCAGCGUUUCGGGUCAUUUCACCCUCAGUACUGCAACACAUAGCGAACAUGGCUGACGGCAAUGGAAACACAGCUCUGCACUACAGUGUGUCUCACUCCAACUUUGGCAUUGUCAAGAAAUUGCUUGAUGCAGAGGUGUGUAACGUCAAUCAGCAGAACAAAGCAGGUUACACGCCCAUCAUGCUGGCUGCUCUUGCUGCUGUGGAAACUCCAGAGGACAUGAGGGUUGUGGAGCAGCUCUUCACAAAAGGAGACGUCAAUGCCAAGGCCAGCCAGGCCGGUCAGACAGCCCUGAUGCUGGCCGUGAGCCAUGGCAGGAUGGACAUGGUGGAGGCACUCCUGGCACAGGGGGCAGAGGUCAAUCUCCAGGAUGAUGAGGGCUCCACUGCGCUGAUGUGUGCAAGCGAGCAUGGCCAUGCUGACAUCGUUAAACUGCUGCUGGCACAACCAGACUGUGAUGCCACCCUGACCGACAGCGAUGAAAGCACGGCCCUGUCCAUCGCACUGGAGGCAGGACAUAAUGACAUUGCAGUCCUUCUCUAUGCUCAUGCCAAUUUCUCCAAAGGACAGACAGGGGCAGCUGCUCGUCAUGGUGGAAAGUCUCUCUCCUCCUCUGGUGGUAGAAAUAUUUGUGAAUAAUAUGAUGCUCCAAAAUCUGAAUGGAUUCUUCAUUAAUCUUAUUUAUGAGGUGAUUCAGUAUAAAAGCCCUAAUAACAAAAAUUUUUUACUGUGUCAGUUUCAACCUUUCUCUGACUGAGUUAGUCGGCCUCUUUCUUUAAUAAUUAUAAUUCGCCAGUGACCUAUGUUCUAGUAUAUAAUUUGUAUAACAAGGCAAAGUGUUUAUUAUAUUAUAACGCAGCAGGUAAUACAUGCAGUGUAGAUAAUGUUGUAUCCUGCAGUCAUUUAUUACAUACAUCACUUCAGAUUUUCUUUAAUCAUUUUCAUUCUCUUUUUUAAAAAUAUAAUUGUGAUAUUUUAUGAGCACAAAAACAAUGAGAUAUCAAACACCAAGCUGUAUGAAUAAAUAUGUAAAUUAAUAUAAAAUAAAUAGUACAUACCUACAAACAGUGGAAAAGUAAGUUAAGGCUAUGGAAACUUUGAAUAUCCAUAUUUUUAUUGUAAUGUAAAAGAUUUAUUUGUAUUUAUAAGUUGAUACUUGUAUACUUUGCUGUAUCUGUACUGCUUUACUAGAAUAAUCACGAGAGAAGCAUGUUAUUACUACAUUUAAUGUAGUUAUGAGUGAAGGAAUGUUUCAGCGCUUUGGGAAAUACGCUUAUUCAUUCAUUCAUGUUUAACAGACAGAUUGAAAGAGUGCUAUUGAUCUUCUCACUUUCUGCAAGAAAGCAAAUAAACGUAUUUCCAAAAAUCUUGAACUACUCCUUUAAGUGGUAUGUACAUUAUCAUGCAUAGUUGUGACACUGAUGAAGGCUCGACAGCUGAAUCUUUUCUCCUCUGUGAAUAAAGCAACUCCAACGCUCUCUUCAGCAUCAGGUGUUGACUGUUAAACA